UUUCAAAUUGCGAUGGGGGUAAACUUAAAAAGGGAGGGACGGGACUGGACUGGACUGGGAGGAACAAAGCGACUUUUUCAAUGCGGAUACAUUGCUCGAUAAUUUGGAAACUAUAACAUUCAAUAAUGGAAAAGUAUUUCUCUCUCUGUUGCACCAGUCCACUAGAUAUGGAGAAAACCCAGCUCUUAAUAGAAUGCCCGUCCAAAAUCCAGAGAGUAAAGUCUAAAGGUAAUCACUGAUGAAGGAAAGCACCAAUACUAGCACUUUCUCUUCUACACAAACUUUGAUUAUAUGUGCAGCUCUCAGCAUGGUAGCUCAUCCUUCCACUGUGCUCAACUCAAUCCAACAUGUGCAUUGCACUUUGUAUCAGAAGAUAGAAUUUUUGUAUAAAAGACUGCAUCUUGCAGUUUUCAUUUGAUUGGCUUGAUAUCUUCUGAUUUUGAUCAGUCUCAUUUGCUGUGUGUGGCGGCUCAUAAGCCAUUUUUACAUAUAUACAGCGGCAAUUUCUAAAGAAUCUAAAGGACCAGUCAGCCAAUAAAACAGUGGCAGAAUGCAAUGGCACAGCAUAAAAACAACAGCUAGCAUUUGAGCUGUUUUACAAGAGUAAAAAACUAAGAAAAGGACUGCAAUUAGCUAAAAAUUGUGAUUAGCUAAGCAAGCACAUUUGACUCUGCUUCUGCAGAUGAUUUCUCUUUACAGAACUAGAAUAUGGAAACCUUGUCUCAUGAUUUCCAAUGUUAUCGUGGUCUGUUGCGAGAGAUGGUGGGAUCAAUGAUUGGGAGCAACACGACGAGUUGGAUGUGCAAUUUUGAGAACAAUGAUGGUUGUGAAUACUGAAAGAGGGGGUUGUAUAAAGAUGUUGAAGUACUUUAUAUUGUUUUCUGCUUUCUCCCUCGUGGUUGUGUUGCAGUUAUUAAUUUUAAAUUUUCUUUUUCUAGCUUCCUCGAAGUGAUUGGCCUUGGUUAUGAAUAGUAAUCAAAUUUUUCCUUCAUUACUCAUUUUUAGAAUAGGAAAGCAAGUUAUAUGCGUAUUGGCUGUGUAGUUGUCAAAUGAAAGGCACAAAGCAUAGUCAAACUUCUACAAAAUGAAACUUCAAUGCAGUACUCUCUGAGUUUGGCACUAGAAACAACAAAGAGGAAAGAGAUAGAUGAAAAGAAAAAGUACACCCAUGUGAUAUGAGAGUGAGAAAAUUAGAAAGAAAUCCCAUAGAAAUAAAAGUGAAUGUCAAACUUAUUUUAAAAAUAAGGGUUAUGAUUUUUGGUUAUGCUUAUGCAAGUCUUUUUUAAUUAGAAUUUUUAAACAUCAUUUUUGUUAUUGGGUCAUAUUAUGUAUUGUUUAUGCCCAUCUUGUACGAUGUUAUCGGUGUCAUCCAACAACCACAUCAUAUUAAUUCAUUCUUCCCUGAACUUUUUGAAAAGUUUGUCUGCCACCUUAGAUUAUUCUAUUCAAAGAAAAUCCUUGUAUAAGCUGAUCUCUAUGUUCACUUAACUCAUAUCCUUGAUACCUCAAACUCGAAUGAUCAGAAAUUUUGGAAUAAUAAACAGAACAAACCACAGAAAUAAUGGCAGUAGCAGUUCUGUCCUGUAUUGCAGAGGAAGUUCUCAAGAAUUUGGGAUCAAGUGCACUUGAUGAAAUUGCCUCAGCAUGGGGUUUCAAGGCUCGGAUCGAGAGCCUGAAGAACACCAUCAACACCCUCAAAGAUGUGCUGUUGGAUGCUGAGAAGAGACAAGCUGAUAGCCACGCAAUUCGUGGUUGGCUUACGAGGCUUACCUCUGUUAUCUAUGCUGCAGAUGACUUGUUUGAUGAGUUCACUACAGUUGCAUCGCGGAGGAAGCUCCUGGGUGGAAAUAAACUAAUUAAGGAGGUACAUACUUUCUUCUCCUGCUCAAAGCAGAUCGCAUUUGCUUUUACCAUUUCCAAAAAGAUUAAAACAAUUAGGCGAGAGCUUGAUGACAUAGUCAAAGAUGGUACCCAGUUUGAAUUUGUACACCGUUCUUAUGAGGAAGGGAGAGUAAUGAAUAGAAGGAGAGAUGAUACUUAUUCUUUUGUUGAUGCGGAAGAAAUUAUUGGUAGAGAUGAUGAUAAAAAGGCCAUCUUGGACAUGUUAUUAGUUCAAUCCACUUCUAUUGAGCAUGAGGUCCUCUCUGUUAUCCCAAUUGUGGGAAUGGGAGGCCUGGGAAAGACAACUUUAGCUCAACUCAUAUAUAAUGAUUCUCAAAUUGAGGAGUACUUCGAGUUGAGAUUAUGGGUUUGUGUUUCAGAUGUCUUUGAUAUCAAAGGAAUCACAGAGAAGAUCCUUAUGUCGGCUACCAACACAGAACCUCUGAAAUUAGAGAUGGAGCAAUUACAGGGUCGACUGCAGAACGAAAUCAGUGAUAAGAAAUACUUGCUUGUUCUGGAUGAUGUUUGGAAUGAAAAACGCGAGGAAUGGCUCAAGUUGAGGGCUCUCUUGAAGAUUGGUAGAAUGGGGAGUAAGGUCUUGGUAACUACUCGAUCAAGGGAGGUGGCAAAAAUAAUGGGCUCUGUACCUCUUUAUGAGUUACAAGGUCUAUCAGAAGAGAAGUCAUGGGAUCUAUUUCAAAAGAUGGCAUAUGAGCCUGGACAAGCUCAACGAAAGUCACAUCUUAUGGAGGUGGGGAAGGAUAUUGUUAAGAAGUGUGCAAAUGUUCCAUUAGCCAUACGAACAUUAGGGAGUCUCCUUUAUGGCAAGGAUGAAAGCAAGUGGUUAUCAUUGAACGAUACAAGUCUUGCUAAUAUACCUGCAGAUCAAAAUGAUACUAUGAGCAUUUUGAAGCUUAGCUAUUUCCACCUCUGGUCCCCGUUGAAGAACUGUUUUGCUUAUUGUGCUUUGUUUCCUAAAGAUUAUGAAUUUGACAAGGAUACAUUGAUCGAUCUUUGGAUGGCUGAAGGCUUUAUUGCUCCAACAGAUUUUGAAAAUCGAGCUCUAGAAGAACUUGGUGAGGAGUAUUUUCAUAUUUUGUUGCAAAGGUGCUUCUUCCAGGACAUACAAAGAGAUGAAUGGGGGUUUAUUACGAGGUGCAAAAUGCAUGACUUGAUGCAUGAUCUUGCUCAAGAAGUGGCUGGAUUCAACUGCAAGGUUGCAAAACUCGAAGACAUAAACUUUGAUAACAAAAUCCAUCACGUGUCCUUUGAUUAUUGUCUGAAUUUCCAGUGGAAGAUCCCGAACAGCAUGCUGAAUCUGAAGCUUCUGCGGACAUUUCUUUUGCCAGCACAAAUGAAAGACGGGUCGCCUUUCAGCAAAUCGAUCUGUCUACAAUUAAUAUCAAACUUUAGAGGCUUGCGGGUACUGGAUAUACAUAACCUUGGGAUCAAAAGUCUUCCUAAUUCAGUAGGUCAACUUAUUCACUUAAGGUACCUUGAUCUCUCUACGACACCUAUCAAAAAACUCCCUGGCUCAAUCACAGAACUUCACAAUCUACAAACGCUGAAACUUUAUGGUUGUUUGAGACUUAGAAGGCUACCUACAAAUAUUAGAGCACUUGCCAAUCUUAGGAGCCUUGACAUUGGUGAAUGUCACUACUUAACUCAUAUGCCUCCAGGAAUAGGAGAAUUGACUUCUCUCCAUAAGUUACCUCGCUUCACUGUUAACCUCGAGCAUUGUCCAAUAUUCAAGGGCAAGCCCACUGCUGCUAUGUUGAGUGAUCUAAAGAACCUCAAUGGCCUGAGAGGAGUCUUGUGGAUUGACAUUCGUGGAAAGGUAAAGGACCCUCAUUUACAAGCAAAGGAGGCAAACAUCACCAACAAACAUGGGUUAACUGAGUUGCGUUUAGAAUUGGGUAACCUUUUGCAUAAAGAUGAUAGUGGCAAUAAUCAGGGUGAAGCCGUGCUGGAAGGCCUCAAACCACAUCCAAAUUUAAGGAAGCUGGAGAUUUAUCAUUUCAGGGGUCAGAAGCUCCCAACUUGGGCAAUGAUGGGCAAUUUGUGUGUUAAUCUACCAAAUUUGGUUGACAUUACACUCCUACGUUGUGACGGGUGCCAGCAAGUGCCCUCUUUUGGCCAACUACCUUUCUUGAAGCGUCUUAAUCUUGCAUGUUUGGCAAGUGUAGAAUACAUGGAAAUGGAAAGCGGUCUGUAUGACUUUCCCUCAUCAUCGAAAUUGACAUCGACAGAGAUACCGUUCUUCCGAUCUCUGAAGGAUCUUACUCUCAUGGGUAUGAGUAAUUUGAAGGGAUGGUGGAAAGGAGAAGAAAAUGCUAAUAGUGAUACAAAAGAAACACUGCAUGUUUCAACGGAACAUCUAUUAUCCAUGUCAUUUUCUAAUCUAUCAAAAUUGAGUGUACAGGAAUGUCCAAACCUCGUGUACUUGCCAGCAUGUCCUAAUCUGGACGAAUUGUCCCUAGUGGACGCCAACGAGACCCUCUCAGUGUCAAAGAUGGCAACAGUGUCAUCAUCAAGGCCUAGCUCUAAGUUGAAAAGGUUGACAAUCAGUAAUGUGGAAGACCUUAUAUCCCUCCCAGCAGAGUUCCUAAAGCAUCUUUCCUCACUAGACAUUUGGGAUGUGAAGCUGGUGAGCACUGACAGAUUAGGAGAAGUCAUGGCAAGUCUAUCUUCUUCUUUGCGAUGUUUGCAGUUCACUCAUUGCAAGAGCUUAAGAAACAUCUCUAAAGGCCUAGAACAUCUGACUGCAUUGGAGGAGUUGGUACUUUGGGAUUGUGAACAGCUUGAUUUUCCACUCGAGGACGACAAUAUGCCCUGGAAAGCCUUCAACAGUAGUCUCCGUUCUUUGCGUUUACAUGUGAUCUCUAAGCUGGUGUCUCUUCCUAAUGGGCUUCAGUACUUGACAAGCCUCCGUUCGCUGAAGGUAACGGGCAAUUAUGAAUUAGCAGAACUACCAGACUGGAUUAGUUCUCUCCAGUCCCUUAAAUAUAUGGAAUUGGACUCUAGUGACAAAUUGACGUCUCUACCAGAAGGCUUUCGCGAGCUCACCACCUUAAAUCAACUACGAAUUGAGGAGUGUCCAGAAUUAACGAAAAGAUGUCGAGGCCCAAGUGGUACGGAAUGGCCCAAGAUUCGGCAUAUUCCAUUUGUUACUAUUCUGGAGAGCUAUCUUGAUUGAUUCAUGGUGUAUUAGUGUAGCAGCCUAGCAGCUUUCUGAUUAAAAUUUAGACAAAGAAACACAGCUUCUACUUAAUUGUUUCUUGUUUUUGUAUAUGUUUUUCCCAUAUAAUCCCUUACAGCCUUCUAUGUAUAUGAAUAUAGACUACAACUACAAGAAGUUAACUGAAGUAGUUCCUUGUAUGUCUGUAAAAAUCAACUUUUAUUGAAUUUUUAUCUAUUCAAUGAACAUGAAUGUCUGCUCUUAGAUUUUAUCCGGGCAGUUAAUUAUAAU
Molecule: messenger RNA, 5350 nt
Organism: Beta vulgaris subsp. vulgaris (sugar beet)
Lineage: Eukaryota; Viridiplantae; Streptophyta; Magnoliopsida; Caryophyllales; Amaranthaceae
Product: putative disease resistance protein RGA3
Exons: 3
Coding region: 1562-5077 (1171 amino acids)
Biological process (GO): defense response to other organism
Molecular function (GO): ADP binding
Source: RefSeq, a predicted model, not a curated record